Daucus carota subsp. sativus is the source of this 2302-nucleotide messenger RNA. Its product is annotated as putative clathrin assembly protein At5g57200. NCBI's taxonomy places the organism in Eukaryota, Viridiplantae, Streptophyta, Magnoliopsida, Apiales, Apiaceae. Bases 242 to 1972 code for a protein of 576 amino acids. The record is from RefSeq and is a predicted model, not a curated record. Gene Ontology annotation, molecular function: 1-phosphatidylinositol binding; phosphatidylinositol-4,5-bisphosphate binding; SNARE binding. Gene Ontology annotation, biological process: clathrin coat assembly; vesicle budding from membrane; clathrin-dependent endocytosis. Gene Ontology annotation, cellular component: clathrin-coated pit; clathrin-coated vesicle. The transcript is spliced from 15 exons.
AAAAUAAUCCUGAAACAUCAAAAAGAAUAUCAACAAAACUGAGGGAGAGAAGAAUAAACAGGGGAGAAGAUUACACAUCGUCGUCGUCUUCUUCCUCUUCUGCCUCUCUCUCUCUCUCAUUCAUAUUUUCUUGUGAUCAGAAGCUCAAUUCCUACCCUACACAUUAUUAUGUAAUCACAAGUUUCUGAAACAUAUAGAUCAGAUAUUUCAUCUUUUCUGAAUUUAGGAUUAAGGGAUAAUAAUGGGUUCUUUUGAUAGUUUCCGAAAAGCUGUUGGUGCAUUAAAGGAUACCACCACCGUCCAGCUUGUCAAGCUUAAUAGCGAUUUUAAGGAUUUGGAUAUUGCCAUUGUGAAGGCUACGAAUCAUGUGGAGUGUCCCCCAAAGGAACGUCAUAUUAGAAAAAUUUUUUGGGCAACUUCUGCAGUUAGGCCUCGUGCAGAUGUAGCGUAUUGCAUUCAUGCGCUUGCUAGGAGAUUGUCAAAGACUCGGAACUGGAUUGUUGCAAUAAAGGCAUUGAUAGUUAUUCAUAGGACAUUGAGGGAAGGUGAUCCUACCUUCCGCGAGGAAUUACUCCACUAUUCACACAGGGGACAGAUUCUUCAGAUAUACAAUUUUAAGGAUGAUUCAAGCCCUCUUGCUUGGGAUUGUUCUGCAUGGGUCCGGACAUAUGCCCAGUUUCUUGAAGAACGGCUUGAGUGUUUUAGAACUUUAAAAUAUGACAUUGAAGCUGAACGUUUGACCAAAUCAAUACCAGGAACAUCAAAGGCACAUAGUAGAACACGACUAUUAAAUGGUGAAGAACUAUUAGAGCAGCUACCAGCAUUACAGCAACUUCUGCAUCGCCUGGUUAAUUGCCAGCCCGAAGGAGCAGCUUACCACAAUUACCUUGUACAAUAUGCCUUGGCUUUGGUGCUAAAGGAAAGUUUCAAAAUAUAUUGUGCUGUCAAUGAUGGAAUCAUCAAUCUUGUGGACCAGUUCUUUGAAAUGAACAAAUAUGACGCAGUUAAAGCACUUGAUAUUUACAAAAGAGCUGCACAACAGGCUGAAAGUCUUGCCGAGUUUUAUGACAUAAGCAAAGGUCUGCAUCUUGCUAGAAAUUUCCAAUUCCCUACACUGAAACAGCCACCUGCUUCCUUCCUUGCAACAAUGGAGGAAUAUAUAAAUGAAGCUCCCAGGAAUAGUAGUGAAUCUAUCAAGAGACUGGAGUAUGCGCCGGAACCUGAGCAGCCAGAAGAACCUGAACCAGAGGAAGAGGAAGUUGAAGAGGUUGAGGAGAAAGAAGAAGAGACACAAGAAGAACCUGAAACUAAGGAAGAGGAUCAAGUUCCACCACCGCAUGAAGAAAUGGGAGACCUUCUGGGCUUAAAUGAAGAAAUAAAUCCUAGAGCUGCAGAACUAGAAGAAAGCAAUGCAUUAGCUCUUGCAAUAAUCCAACCUGGUAGUGAACAGCAGUCCACAAGUAAUGCACUGAGUGAAAUUGGUAAAACAUCAGGUUGGGAGCUCGCUCUAGUCACGACUCCAAGCAACACCAGCAAUAACAACCAACCCCAGAAUUACAAUCUGGGUGGUGGAUUCGACAAGCUACUACUAGACAGUCUGUACGAGGAUGAUUCUGCCAGGCGCCAAAUACAGCUGCAGCAAGCAGGGUACAACACAUAUGGCUACGGAAUGCCUUCCAAUUCACUGAAUCCCUUUGAGCAACAAGGCGAUCCAUUCGCCAUGUCAAACACUAUCGCGCCACCAACAAACGUUCAAAUGGCAAUGCUGCAGCAGCAACAGAUGAUGAUGCAACAACAACAGCAACAAAACAACAUGAUGAUGGUUCCUCAUCAAUCUUUCCAAAAUGCACCCCCAUAUCCUCAACAACAACAGCAAAUGCAACCAUACAUGGGAGCCCCGAAUCCUUUCGGAGACCCUUAUAGUUUUUCAGCAAACAAUGCGCCAUCUCAGGGACACAAUCCAUUAAUCUAGGCUUAUGAAACACGUUUAGAAAUCCCUUGAAAAACUCUUUUUUAAAAAUUUGGUGUUUUUUUAAAUACCAUUUUAUUCAAUAUUCUUUUUUUUAUAAUUAUAAGACAAUGCUGAAGGUUGAUCAUUGUAAAUUGUUAGACCCAUUGGUGGUCACUCUGAUCAGCUCAGUUGACAAAAGGUCUAAUGUAUAGUUGUUCCUGUUGAUUUGAUUAGUUAUACAGAAACCUAUAUAUUUUUCUUAUUAGAUUUGAUCAUCUUCUCAGUUACAAAAGAUCUGCUGUACUCUGUUCGACGAAAGAAUUUAAUAUUAUGAUUGUACUUUUACUUUUU